UGCGACUAUUUGCGCGUCUGUCAUAGUCGGAUUCUCGAUGGCAUUGACGAUUUCCAGUUUCGACCUCGGCUUCUUCGUUUCAUGGACAGGAGGUUGGGUAAGAUUUAAGAAGAAUAGAAAUAUUGCGUCAGGUCAGGUGAUGGUUCAAACGUCGAUGGUUCAAACGAAUAUUCUCUAAAUUAUUUUUUUUCGUCGUUUUUAUAUAUUCUUCUAAAAAUAUAUGAAAUUAAAUGAAUUAUUUUUAUUUUUGAUCUCUCAAGAUAUCUUUGACAAUUAAAUUUAUCGAAUCGCCGAAUUGAUUAAAUUUUUUGAAUAAUGACAAAAGAAAGGAUUAAAAAAGGGAAAUCAUGUAAAAUAUAUAUAAGGUUAUUCAUUUGAUGUGUUAUACGAUUAAAAAUUUUAAUAUUUUGUUUGGCAAAUAUGAAUGUAUAACUCAAUAAUACAAAAUUAAAUAUUUUUUUUCUUUUAACGCGCCAUAAUUUGUUGUAACACAGUAGUGCCAUGCUGUUAAGUUUAACCGAAGCUCUAACUCGUGAUGCUUUAAUCAUUUGAGUCUGUUGUAUAUAUCGACGUAAGAUAACAUUGCACAAGAGUAUCGAUAAAAAAGAGGGAGACGCUGUAUCAGCAAUAAAUUUUCAUCGGAGCGCUUUAUAUCGAAUAUAGAAAUACUGAAUUCAGGUAGUAACAAGCUAAAGCUGUCAGAGAAGUUUUGGUAUUCCGUUAAUUGUGAAUAAAACAACGAUACUAUAAUUUGUGAUGUAUCUAUAAAAACAGUGAACAUAAUUAUAAUUGCAAAUAGUAUUAUUAGAAAAACAGAAGAAUUUGUUGAAUACAUACUAACAUGUCUUCCCUCCAAAAAUCGAUUUUGAAAUCAAAACUACCACCAUCGGGUGUCAAUUUUGGAAUUAGCUCUAGGAUUAAUAAAUCAAAGGGAUUUCAACGUAAGAGAGAUUAUGAUCCAGUUCAAUGGACUCCAUAUUUUGAUCAUUCUCAAGAUGUGAAAAUAGGAGAUGACAUAUUUCAUAUUUAUACUAAGGGUACAGAUGGUCCGACAUUAGUAUUGUUACAUGGGGGUGGUUACAGUGCAUUAACAUGGGCAGAAUUCACUAAAUCAAUUAUGACUAUGAUAGUAUGUAAAGUUAUGGCAAUUGAUCUUAGAGGACAUGGAGAUACUCAAACUUCAAAUGAAGAAGAUUUAUCUGCUGAUACCUUAGCAAAAGAUGUUGCAGAAAUUGUAAAUGCAACAACAAAAAAUAAUCCUGUCAUCCUAGUGGGCCAUAGUAUGGGUGGUGCAGUAGCUGUUAGAGCUGCAUCAUUAAUCACAAAUUUAUGUGGAUUAGGAGUUAUUGAUGUUGUUGAAGGGACAGCCAUGGAUGCAUUAGCAUCUAUGCAAAGCUUUCUAAGAUCAAGACCGUCUAGUUUUAGUUCUAUUUCCCAAGCUGUGGAAUGGUGUGUACGAAGUGGCCAAAUCCGUAACAUACAAUCAGCUAAGGUGUCAGUUCCUGGACAAAUAAGAAACAUCGAAACUAAUAAAUUAGCCACUCAUGAUAUUGAUUUGUUGUCACAAUCAUCAACAUGCCAGUGUAUUUCUGAGACUACAAUCCCACGAGAAGAUAUUAUUCAAGAAGAGGAACCAGUAAAUAUGCCACCACCAUCUACUCCAACCGGUACUACUGCUACUAGAAAAUAUGUUUGGAGAAUAGACCUAUCAAAGACUGAACAACAUUGGCUUGGAUGGUUUAAGGGUUUGUCAACAGCAUUUUUAAAUGUACCAGUUCCAAAAGUACUAUUAUUAGCUGGUGUCGAUAGAUUAGACCGAGAACUCACUGUUGGACAAAUGCAAGGUAAAUUUCAAAUGCAAGUAUUACCAGCAUGUGGACAUGCAGUACAUGAAGAUGUUCCAGAUAAAGUAGCAGAAGCAAUUGCUACUUUUAUGGUUAGACAUAAAUUUGCAGAAUCAGCAUCUGAUUUUCCACGAACAUUUCCUGCUUGUUAGGAUUUUAUGAAAAAUAACAGAUAUUUGUCAAGUAACAUGAUUAUAAAAUUCGAUAAAUUAGUUAAAAUGAGCAUUUUAUUUAUUUAAAAAUAUGUUCACAAAAUAUAUAUGAAUACAUAUGUAAAUAAAAACAUUUUGUCGACAAGAAAAAUAAAUUUGUUCGACGUAAAAAAUGUAUUUGUUAAAAAUAAAUUUGAAUAUGUUUAUACAAAAGACAUAGGUAUAAAUAUGUACAAAUUCACGAUAGUAUAUGCAACGUAUCAAAUGGAGUACAAACAUUGCUUUGUCUGUGUUGAAACACUAUGUUUUAAACAUAUAUUUAUAGACAAAAAUAAUGUUACUUUUAUGAUAUAGUAACAUCUGCAAAUAUCUUCUUCUGUAUCUACCUUCUGAUGUAAGAUUUUUAAUUAAAAUACUUUGAAGUUCCA
Messenger RNA from Apis cerana (Asiatic honeybee), 2424 nucleotides. Its product is annotated as protein phosphatase methylesterase 1. The record is from RefSeq and is a predicted model, not a curated record. Gene Ontology annotation, biological process: protein demethylation. Gene Ontology annotation, molecular function: protein methylesterase activity. NCBI's taxonomy places the organism in Eukaryota, Metazoa, Arthropoda, Insecta, Hymenoptera, Apidae.